AUGCAAGAUCUGCCCAUAGAAGUUGUCAGCACCGUUCUUCAGAACGUGUCCGCGACAGAGGAUCUUCUGCAUUUACGCAGCUUGAACUGGACAUACAAAGAGCUGGUCACUCCCCGUGUGUUCAGCACCCUUCACAUAAAAAAUAGCAUCCAGAGUGCACAAAACUGCCACCAGAUCAUCGGUUCCCCAAGCCUUGCCACCCAUAUUCGAGAAGUCGUCUACGAUUCUCGCGACAACGAAUGUUUCCGGCUUCCACCCGACAUCGUAGGCAAGUUGCUCUUCCUUUGCUCACAUUCUCGCGAUGCGGUUGAGGUCAGCGAGCUUGAAGAAGCACUGACCGAGGCAUUUUGCGGUUUAACUGCACUUCCGAGGAUUGACCGUGUCGUGCUCAACUUCUGGCCGUCAUUUCUCUCCCAGUCGGGGAGGGAAGUUCAUGAGACGCCAUUCUGGUUCACAAACAGGCAGCACAUCCUCCUUCACGCCAUCCAUCACGGCAUGAAGACAUCUCGUAUGUCCACAUUGUCUCUCAAGAACGUGAUUCUGCCUGCCACAUGUUACGACUUCGUUUCGUCCCUCACGGACUCACCACUGUCACAUUUAUCAAUAUCCGUUGUGUCCAACGCCGAUGUCAGUGCCUGGUCAGGUUCCAAGAACGUCAACGGAUCACUUGGCGCACUUUUACCCUCCUCCAACUCCACCUUGAAAUCACUUGUAUUGUGCAGCCCCCAGGGCCCCUACCACAGCCUCACAACUCGGCUUUCUUCAUUCCAUUAUCCAUCUCUCGAAUCGCUUGUACUUGAAAACAUCGUUUUUGAUCAGAUGCCCUCCGCCGAUGGCGUUGAGGAGUUUGUCCUUCGUCACAAGGAUACUUUGCAUCGACUUGAACUGCAAUCAUGUGCAUGCCACAUACCAAGCUCAUCAACUGAUGACAGGCGGUGGUCGACCAUUUUGCAACGAUGGGCUACCGAGCUCACUAGCUUGAGGGAGAUCGUCGUUAAUAACGACGGUCUCAGAUAUGUCCUUCUCGAUGCUGAUCGGGGCUACAUUCCCAAUGGAGAGAUCAGCACCACGGUGUUUGAGGAUGAUUCGUCAAGCUUGCAGAUGUUCAAAGAUACUAUUGCGGCUGACCGAGCUGUAGAGUAAUUGAUUUCGAUGCAUCCUCAUGAUACCCGGGCCGAAGUCUUUAUGUAAAUCAGACUGUACUUGUAUGCAUACGCAGUGUAUUCGAAUUCCUUAUACCCAUUUCCAAUCAAGCACGACAUGUUUACUCAC
Messenger RNA from Suillus clintonianus, 1272 nucleotides. RefSeq lists its product as uncharacterized. The transcript has 2 exons. The record is from RefSeq and is a predicted model, not a curated record. Bases 1 to 1143 code for a protein of 380 amino acids. Lineage: Eukaryota; Fungi; Basidiomycota; Agaricomycetes; Boletales; Suillaceae.